AGAUGAUUUACUGAAUGCACUGAAUGAGGGUAUCAGCCGUGCUGAUGUGAUCAUUACAUCAGGAGGUGUAUCUAUGGGGGAAAAGGACUAUCUUAAACAGGUGCUGGAUAUUGAUCUUCACGCACAGAUUCACUUUGGCAGAGUUUUUAUGAAACCAGGCCUGCCAACAACUUUUGCAACUCUGGAUAUAGAUGGCGUAAGAAAAAUCAUCUUUGCGCUCCCAGGCAACCCUGUGUCAGCUGUUGUCACCUGCAAUCUCUUUGUUGUUCCUGCACUGAGGAAAAUGCAGGGUAUCCUGGAUCCUCGGCCCACAAUCAUCAAAGCCAGGUUAUCAUGUGAUGUAAAAUUGGACCCCCGCCCAGAAUACCAUCGGUGCAUACUGACUUGGCAUCACCAAGAACCACUACCUUGGGCACAGAGUACAGGGAAUCAGAUGAGCAGUCGUCUGAUGAGUAUGCGCAGUGCCAAUGGACUGUUGAUGCUACCUCCAAAGACAGAGCAGUAUGUGGAGCUUCACAAGGGGGAGGUGGUGGAUGUCAUGGUCAUUGGAAGGCUAUGAUGUCACCAGCAAGAGCGAAGCUUUGAUGCAUGUCCACAUAUCAUUGACUGUAUCCUGUAAUAUGCAACGGCACAGCUAGUUUUUCUGAUUUGGAUAAAAGUUGAUCAGUAUAGUCAACAUCUUGAAUUAUAUUUCAAAUGGAAUUUAAAUAAAUACCUUUUAAAAAAACCUUUAAAACAAAUCUUAACAAAGAAAUUUAUUCUGAUUAUAUCAAAGCAACUUUUUCCUUUCCUUGCAAUUGCUUUGUGUGUUCAAUGCUAGUUCUAAUAGCGGUAGCUUUUAGUAGACAGCAGUAGGUGCCUGCAGAACUUGUGUUUUUUCUCAUCUUUAAGAUACAACUACUUAUGCUCUUCAAACAAGGCUGUCUGCUUAUUUAUACUAGCGUAGACAACACUUGGAUUUCCCUUAUUAGUAUGCUUCAUAACCGCUUCACAGAGAGCUUCUGCUUGUUCUUUAUCUUGUAUCUCGUGUUGAUGUGCACAGUGCCAAAAGCAGAGUGGCUGCACUGGGAACCCAAUGAAGCCCCGAGGUUUUGUCACCUCGCUGCGCAUUCAGGGAUCUCUCUCCUCCCGGCAGCCACCCAGCUCAGUACUCUUGGGCAGUAACUGGAUACCUUUUAUUUCAACAAACAAAAAAAUCGCUUCCUUAAGUGCUGACAGCCUUUUUAACCAAUACAUUUAAAAAUGUACAGAACUAAAAACUAAAAAAAAUCAAAGACUGAUCUUGUACAGAUAUUAGUGUUACCAGCAUUCAUGUGGAAAUUAAAUGAGCAGAGAAAUAAAACUAAUGUUAAACAACUCUGUACCAUAACAUUUUCUGUAAUGAUAUUGAAACUUAAAUGAAUAAAAAAAAUCCUCAAUCAUUAUUUAAAA
This is a messenger RNA of Tauraco erythrolophus (red-crested turaco), 1431 nucleotides long. Lineage: Eukaryota; Metazoa; Chordata; Aves; Musophagiformes; Musophagidae. The record is from RefSeq and is a predicted model, not a curated record.